Messenger RNA from Aricia agestis (brown argus), 1102 nucleotides. Its product is annotated as regucalcin-like. NCBI's taxonomy places the organism in Eukaryota, Metazoa, Arthropoda, Insecta, Lepidoptera, Lycaenidae. The transcript is spliced from 6 exons. Gene Ontology annotation, molecular function: gluconolactonase activity; enzyme regulator activity; calcium ion binding. Gene Ontology annotation, biological process: L-ascorbic acid biosynthetic process. The coding region runs from base 32 to 1045 and encodes 337 amino acids. The record is from RefSeq and is a predicted model, not a curated record.
CAUCUGUGGCGACUGGCCGCCUUGUUAUAACAUGGCGUUAAAUAAAAUACAAUUACUUGUUUUAUUGUGCGCUGCGAUAGAAAUAUUCGCCGGCGGCAGAGGCACUACGCCCUUGAUAAAGAAUGUACAAAAGGGCGGAGUGCACUUCGAAGGGCCACAUUGGGCGGAGGACGAGAAUGCCCUAUACUGGGUCGACAUACAAGCCCAGAAAACUUACAGACUGGACUGGGCUUCCGGCAACAUCACUUCUAAAACUAUAGAAUACGGACCAGUAAGCUUAGUUGUGAGAGUGAAAGACUAUCCAAAACUGCUGCUCAUUUCUGCGAGGUCAGAACUGUAUUUUAUGCCUUGGGAUGGGCCAGAAGGAGAUAGUUCUCUGAGACUACUGAGUGUGGUAGACCUUGGGCUUCCUGACAAUAGAUUCAAUGAUGGAAAAGUCGACGCUAAAGGCAGAUUAUGGGCCGGUACAAUGGGCAAGGAAACCGAUGGUGAAGUGGACCUAGACCAGGGCUCCCUGUAUCUGGUGACACAGGAAAACCAUCUACACCCCAAGGUUGUGCUGAAACCCGUCUCCGUGUCCAACGGCAUCGCAUGGACAGCGGACAACAAGUACAUGUUCUACAUAGACACACCGACCCGGAACAUUGAUGUGUUCAACUUUGAUUUGGAGACUGGGAGUAUACGUAACAGGAGAACACUGUUCAGUUUUCAAGCCAACAAUAUAACCGGCUUACCCGAUGGUAUGACCAUUGAUACUGAUGGAAAUCUCUGGAUUGCCUGCUUUAAUGGAGGCCAGGUCAUCAAAAUAGAUUCAAGAGCGGGAAAACUGUUGGAACAGCACAAACUACCGGCCAGUAAAGUGACAUCCGUGAUGUGGGGUGGUUCUGACUAUUCCACGCUUUUCGUCACCACCAGCAAAGUGGGGUUAAACAGUAUUCAGUUGACCCAGGAGCCUGAGGCCGGCUCACUCUAUGCCAUAGAAAACACUGGUUGUAAAGGACUCCCGCAGAAUCAAUUUGUCUUUACAAAUGCUGAUAAAUAUUAGUUGUAUCUUCAUGUUUUUAAGUAAAAUUGGCAUUAUUUUUGUUGAUAUUGUCAUUGA